AUGAUGAAAGAAAAACGAAGCUCAGCUACAAACAGCUACAAAUCCUGGCUCAGCUUCAAAUCCCAUCUGACUGAUGCGUCUGAGCACAAAUCCUCCGAACGCGCCAAUGCCACCGUCUCUCCAGUCAAGUCCACGGUAUUCUCUACUUCUUCUAGGUUCCUGGAUGACGAUGAGUAUGAGCGUCCUACGGCGGAAGAAGAGAACAUUUUGCGUCGCGUGUCGGGCAAGGUUCCCUGGGUUGCCUACACGAUUGCGUUUGUGGAAUUGUGUGAGAGAUUCUCGUUUUUUGGAACUGCCGCUGUUUUCGUCAAUUACAUUCAGCAGCCUCUGCCCGAAGGUUCGACGACCGGUGCUGAUGGUUCUGGCCAACCUGGUGCUUUGAAUAUGGGACAACAAGCUGCGACUGGUCUUACAACCUUCAAUACGUUCUGGUGCUACGUGACUCCUCUGGUGGGCGCCUGGAUUGGCGAUGAGUUCCUUGGACGACUCAAGACCAUCCAGCUCUCGAUUGUUUUUGCGUUCUUGGGUCAUAUCAUCUUGAUUAUCUCUGCGUUGCCGUCGGUCAUUACACACCCCCAGGGCGCUCUGGGAUGUUUCUCCGUGGGUCUGGUUAUUUUCGGUAUUGGCGUUGGAGGCUUCAAGUCAAACAUCUCUCCUCUAAUCGCAGAGCAAUACAAAGAAACACGUCCCUAUGUCAGAACCCUCGCCAAAACCGGCGAACGCGUGAUCAUCGACCCAGGCCAGACCAUAUCGCGUAUCUUCAUGUACUUCUACUGCAUGAUCAACGUCGGUGCCCUGGUGGGUUCCAUCUCCAUGGUCUACGCGGAGCGAUACGUCGGGUUCUGGCUGGCGUUCUUGAUCCCCACGCUCAUGUUCGGGUUCUGUCCGCUUGUGUUGUACGUCUGCCGGAAUAAGUAUUCGGUUACGCCGCCUACGGGAUCUGUGUUGGGAAAGGCUUGUAAGUUGUGGUGGCUUGCGCUGAGGAAGAAGUGGUCGUGGAAUCCGAGGACGCUUGUCCGCAACUGCAGGUCUCGUGCGUUCUGGGAGGAUACGAAACCGAGCAAGAUUGACCACAGGCCCGAAUGGAUGACUUUCGAUGACCUGUGGGUUGAUGAGGUCCGUCGUGUCGUCAAAGCUUGUGUGAUCUUCCUCUGGUAUCCGCUUUACUGGCUUACCUACAGCCAGAUGACCAACAACCUCACCUCGCAAGCCGCCACAAUGCAGCUCCACGGCGCCCCCAACGACAUCAUCCUCAACCUUAACCCCCUCGCCCUAAUCAUCUUCAUCCCCAUCAUGGACCACCUCGUCUACCCGGGUCUCCGCCGCAUGGGCAUCAAAUUCACCCCUCUCAAACGUAUCUACACCGGCUUCAUUCUCGCCUCCUUGUCCAUGGUCGCUGCGACGGUCACCCAACAUUACAUCUACAAGACCAGUCCAUGCGGCGACCACCCGAGCGCGUGCAAGGAACCGGCCCCGAUUAACGUGUGGGUGCAGGCGGUGCCGUACAUCUUAGUUGCGAUCUCGGAGAUUCUGGCGUCGAUUACGGGGUAUGAGUAUGCGUACACCAAGGCUCCGAAGAACAUGAAGAGUUUGGUGCAAUCGCUCUUCCUCUUUAUGAACGCUAUCUCGUCUGCCAUCCAGCAGGGUCUGACUGCUCUCUCGACUGAUCCACUCCUCGUCUGGAACUAUGGUUUUGUUGCGAUUCUGGCUUUUAUUGGCGGGAACCUGUUUUACAUUUCGCACCGCAAUCUCGAUAAGGAGGAGGAUGAGCUUAACAAUAUCCAGGCUUCCUGCUUUGUGGGUGAUACUAGGAAGAAAGAUGAGGAGAGUCAGGCGGUCCUCGAUUAUGAGUAUGAUACUGGAAGUUACAGACAUGCGGGAUUUGAUAGCGAGACCGAGUCUAUUGAGCUUGGAAACCGCAGGGUGAGGCACUGA
Messenger RNA from Aspergillus chevalieri, 1935 nucleotides. Its product is annotated as putative MFS peptide transporter. Gene Ontology annotation, cellular component: membrane. Gene Ontology annotation, biological process: transmembrane transport. The coding region runs from base 1 to 1935 and encodes 644 amino acids. Gene Ontology annotation, molecular function: dipeptide transmembrane transporter activity. The transcript is spliced from 6 exons. The record is from RefSeq and is a predicted model, not a curated record. Lineage: Eukaryota; Fungi; Ascomycota; Eurotiomycetes; Eurotiales; Aspergillaceae.